Molecule: messenger RNA, 512 nt
Organism: Agrilus planipennis (emerald ash borer)
Lineage: Eukaryota; Metazoa; Arthropoda; Insecta; Coleoptera; Buprestidae
Product: bifunctional endo-1,4-beta-xylanase XylA
Exons: 3
Coding region: 100-441 (113 amino acids)
Source: RefSeq, a predicted model, not a curated record
UUGAAGGACAGUUAAACCUGUACAUAUAUAAAGUGAGGGCUAUUCUUGUUUAUUACCGUUCAGUUGGUUCAAAGGAGACUUUUGGAAAACGCCACUGCCAUGAGAGUCACACUAGUCCUAACUAUAUCACUUUUUGCCAUUUGUGCAUGGGCAAGACCAAGCAUCGAUGAUGGACAAUGGAGAGGUGAAGGUGUUUUGGAAGGCCAAUGGAAAGGAGAAGGUCUAGCAGAAAGCCAAGGUGGAAACGGAGGAGCGUGGAACCACUGGGAUAAUGGAGGUGAGGGUCAAUGGAAUCAGGGUAAUGAUUGGAACGGUGAUGGUGAAUGGAAUGAUGGGCAAUGGGAUAAUGGCCACGAUUGGAACGGUGGUGAAUGGGAUAACGGCCAAUGGGACAAUGGACAAGAUUGGCACGGUGGUGGUGAAUGGGACGGUGGCUGGUGAAUAAUAUAAUACCAAAAUUUACUUAUUUUCUUUCUAAUCUUCUUUUGUUGUAAAUAAAAAUUUUAAAAAUA